Melanaphis sacchari is the source of this 3216-nucleotide messenger RNA. Its product is annotated as gastrula zinc finger protein XlCGF57.1-like. Gene Ontology annotation, biological process: regulation of transcription by RNA polymerase II. Lineage: Eukaryota; Metazoa; Arthropoda; Insecta; Hemiptera; Aphididae. The record is from RefSeq and is a predicted model, not a curated record. Gene Ontology annotation, molecular function: chromatin insulator sequence binding. Gene Ontology annotation, cellular component: chromosome. The transcript has 11 exons. Bases 46 to 1836 code for a protein of 596 amino acids.
AAUUAUUGAUUAGUGGUGAUUCGUACUUUUUUACAUAAUAUCAAAAUGUAUGUCGAAAUGAUUUCAGAUCUACUUGAUUUGUUCAAUAAACUAUUAAAUUUUAUGACUGAAGUUGGAGUUUUAGAAUCUUUUACAUUUGUACAUUCUGCCAUAAAUCUGAACUUGCAGCAUGAACAAUUUCUUAAAAGAAUUCAAUCAUCAAUUGAUGAAUUGAAGAAAUGGUUACAAAAUGUUUGUACAGAAUGGAAAGCAGAAGAUUUAGCGUCUCUUGGCAAUGUAAUAGAGCCACCAAUGACACCUAAUAAUAUAGAUCUUAACAUGAAUGGCACUGAUUAUAUUACUCCACUUAUCAAAGAAAAAAUAGAUUCUGUGCUAGGUUUUCGAAACCCAGUUAGUCCGAUUUUAUGGAGUGUUGGAUUAAGACCUAUACAAGAUAGUAAUUCUAAAGAUGGAUUUGAAAUAGAUGAUGAUCAAAGACUGCCCACAGAUUUUGUUGCUCCAUCUUUUGGAGAUUAUGGAAGCCCUUCAUCAGAACCUUGGAAUGUUUUUCAAGAAUCUAAUUAUGAUCUGGACCAAACAAACAUGGAUGAAAAAGGUCCUCAAACACCAAAUAUUAAAUUAUAUAGAAAGGAAGAAGAACCAGAUGUUAUACAAGACAUAAGUUCAAAUUCAACAUGUUUUCCUAAUGAUAUUAACCAAAUUGAAAAUUUAUUUCCUUGCCAAAAAUGUAAAAACCAAUUCGGGUCCUUUGAAGAGAUGGAAGAACAUUUAAAAACCCAUCAGCUUAAAUCAAAAUUCACAAACCAACAUUUAACUUGUGCUUAUUGUAAUAAGACAUUCUAUCAAAAAAGCAAUUUACGUCUGCAUAUGUUGAUCCACGAAAACAUCAAACCAUACGCGUGUUCGUACUGUGAUCGGCAGUUUACUCAAAAAGCCACAAGAGAUACACACUUAGCUAAACAUACUGGCGAAUAUUUAUAUUUGUGUUACGUUUGUAAUAAAAAAUAUGCUACUAAAGGAAAACUAGAUUUUCAUAUGAAGACUCAUCAAGAAGCACAAUAUGAAUGCACAUUGUGCAAUAAACGAUUUUCUACUCAGCAGUAUUUAAAUUAUCACAUGAAAGUACAUCCAGAUCAGAAUACAAGUGGAUUCAAUUGCGAUGUAUGUCAAACAGAGUUUAAGAAAAGAAGAUCUUUACUUGCACAUAGAAAACAAGAACAUCCAUUUUGCAUGUUUAAAUGUCCAACUUUUGAAUGUGAUAAGGAAUUUUCUACUGUCCAGUUGUUAAAUAGACAUAUUAAACGAUUACAUGAAACAAAAGAAAGGGGUGUAAUUUGUUCAGAAUGUGGAAAAUCAUUUGAUUUUCCAAAUUACUUACAAAAACACAUUGUUCGAGUUCACGGGCCAAAACGUUUACCAAAAUUUAAAUGUCGACAGUGUCCCUUGCGUUUUGACAAUGAUAUAAUGUUACAUGUACAUAUGCAAUCACAUCCAAAGGAUAAUAAAAAAAAAGAAAUCAAACGUGUGAGUUGUCCUCGAGAUUCUUGUAAUUUAUCAUUUUACAAUCGUGUUAGUCUUCGAUAUCACAUUGCAGAAAAACAUGAUAAUAUUUAUCGGUAUGAAUGUGAUACAUGUCAAAAAAAAUUUGUUCGUAAAAAUCACUACGAAUUACAUAAGGCUGUUCACUUAAAACCAAAUUUUACUUGCAAUAUGUGUUUUAAAAGAUUUCGUAAAAAAAAUCGUUUAGCUGCUCAUUGGAAAAGGACUCAUCAACAAGAGACGUUUGAUUUUGGCAUGCUUUUUAGUGUAGAUACAAUGCAUAAAUUAAAUUUAUAAUAUAAUAAUAUAUUUAAUAAAUUUAGUUCAAGUAUAGUCAAAGAUGAACUUUAUUAGAAUAAGAUGCAAUGUAAACUAAUCAAGUAAGGACAGGGAUGUUUAAGAUGGUUUACUCUUUUGUCUUUUGGAUAUGUUAUGUAAUAAUGUAUCAUGUAUAAAACAUAUUUGAAGUAAUCUAGAAAACAAUUCAGGAAUUCAGGAUUAAUUUAAUAUACAUGUUUUAUUAUUAUUAUUAUUAUUAUUAUUAUGUAGAUCGUAAAUAAUUUAAAGACAACAAGCUUAGACAUGAUGAUUGAAUAUAUUCAUUUUUUUUUCUGGACAAAUUGAAUAUUCAGGUUAUAUAGCUGAUAACAGUAUAAAUCUAUUAGACAUAUUAAUUCAAAUAUCUAUCACCUGUUUAUCAGAUGCUUUUUCUCUAGGUAAAUUCAAAGUUUUUUGACCAAUUGGCACUAAUUUUUUUACAAGUUUUCUUUGGGCUUUGGCUGUAGACUACAUUUUAUAUUAAAAUUCAAUGCCUUAGUGUUGACUCACACUAGUAUUUUUGUUUACCAAAGUUGAAUAAUUCUAUAAAUUAUAUAAAUAAAAUUAAAAAAUGUAACUUGGUGUGGAUGGAUUAAAUGACUCGUCAUACAUUACUUUGGGAUUUAUGUUUAAUAAAAUAAUAUUUAAUUUAUUAUUUAUUAUUUAAAUUGUCAAAUGUAUAACAAAAAUCUAUGUCUGUAUUUUUAUACAUUUUAGAUUUGAAAACUCCGCCAAUUAUUUUGACAAAGUUUCAGAAAAUGUUCUUGGAGAUCAGGAAAAUAUAUGCACUUAUUUGAAUUGGAUUCAAAAAUAUCCCUAAAUAAGUGCUUUAUCCAUUCUGCUACAGUGGAAUUGUCCAUCUUGACAGAAUUUAUAAAAUGAGAUAAACUGAUUUACCUUUGAACUAAAACCUAAUUACACUGUUAUACAGCUAUAUUUUUUGUUUGUCCCCUAGUUUGUUUUUGAAAGAUUUUAUUCUAUCAUAGAUUUAGGCAUUUGUUUUGAAUAUGAUCUGUCUUUUAAGUUAAUCAUAAAUAAAGUGUAUAAGAUGUUUGGAUUUUAUUAAUAGAAAAAAUACUUAUUACUUUAAAAAUUCUUUGGAUUUAAAACAUUUAUAUAUUCUUUAGUUAGAUCUAAUCUAGAGUUUGCCUCUUUAAUAUAAUCUAUUAAUUAUUUAAUUUUAAUAAUCUUGAAUAUUCAAUAUGAAUUUCAGAAAAGAAUUGCCUGUGUUACCUAUUGUUCUAUUUCUAGAGACUUCUUUCUUUUGGUUCAAGACUAUAAGUCUUGAUUUGCUUACCAUUAGGCAUUUAUUUAAUAAGUAUAAUGUAUAUUUAUGAUAUUUUAAAUUGCUAUAUUAAG